Messenger RNA from Cimex lectularius (bed bug), 1761 nucleotides. It is a transcript of the gene RtcB, whose product is annotated as tRNA-splicing ligase RtcB homolog. Lineage: Eukaryota; Metazoa; Arthropoda; Insecta; Hemiptera; Cimicidae. The transcript has 11 exons. Gene Ontology annotation, biological process: tRNA splicing, via endonucleolytic cleavage and ligation. The record is from RefSeq and is a predicted model, not a curated record. Bases 110 to 1630 code for a protein of 506 amino acids. Gene Ontology annotation, molecular function: RNA ligase (ATP) activity. Gene Ontology annotation, cellular component: tRNA-splicing ligase complex; nucleus.
AAAUAGUCAAUGCCGAUGCCGGCUAGGAAGGUUCAUACUUCAGGUUCAGAAGGGUUGAUAAGCAUAAGGUAAUUUUGCUGUCAUCGCUUUAGUUGUCGCACGCCUUAUCAUGGUAGUUCGACAGUACAACGAGGAACUCCAGUACCUGGAGAAAAUCACUCCUGUAAGCUGGAGGAUCAAAAAGGGGUUCCAGCCAAAUAUGAACGUUGAAGGUAUUUUUUAUGUUAACAAUCAUCUUGAAAAGUUAAUGUUGGACGAGUUAAAAAAUGCCUGCAGACCAGGAAUGGUCGGUGGGUUUCUUCCGGGAGUAAAACAGAUCGCAAAUGUUGCCGCCCUUCCUGGAAUAGUGGGGAGGUCUGUUGGCCUCCCAGAUGUGCAUGCUGGUUAUGGAUUUGCCAUCGGAAAUAUGGCCGCAUUUGAUAUGAACGAUCCUAAGUCUAUAGUUUCUCCUGGCGGUGUAGGCUUUGAUAUAAAUUGUGGUGUGAGAUUGCUCAGAACAAAUCUCUCAGAAAAAGAUGUUGCACCAGUAAAGGAACAAUUAGCUCAGAGCCUGUUCGACCACAUACCAGUAGGAGUAGGGUCAAAAGGUAUUAUACCGAUGACGGCCCGGGAUAUGGAAGAAGCUCUAGAAAUGGGAAUGGAUUGGUCGUUAAGGGAAGGGUACGUUUGGUCAGAAGAUAAAGAACACUGUGAAGAAUAUGGAAGGAUGUUAAAUGCUGAUCCGAACAAAGUUAGCCUACGUGCCAAAAAAAGAGGACUUCCACAGCUGGGAACUUUAGGUGCUGGUAAUCAUUACGCUGAAAUUCAAGUCGUUGAUGAGAUUUAUGAUAAGUGGGCCGCAAGUAAAAUGGGAAUCGAAUUUAAGGGUCAAAUUUGUGUGAUGAUUCACUCCGGUUCGAGAGGGUUUGGCCACCAAGUUGCAACAGAUGCCCUUGUUGCCAUGGAGAAAGCCAUGAAACGAGAUCAGAUAGAAACUAAUGAUCGACAGCUGGCCUGUGCGAGAAUAAAUUCUCCUGAAGGCCAGGAUUAUCUAAAAGGAAUGGCAGCCGCAGCUAAUUUCGCUUGGGUGAAUCGCAGCUCGAUGACAUUUCUCAGCAGACAAGCAUUUGCAAAGCAGUUUAACACUGUACCUGAUGAUUUGGACAUGCACGUCAUUUAUGACGUUUCUCACAACAUUGCAAAAAUUGAAGAGCAUGUUGUUGAUGGGAAAUUAAAAACCCUACUUGUACAUAGGAAGGGUUCGACUAGAGCCUUUCCUCCUCAUCAUCCAUUGAUACCUGUUGACUAUCAACUCACAGGUCAACCAGUUCUCAUUGGUGGAACAAUGGGCACAUGCAGUUAUGUACUUACAGGAACUGAAACAGGUAUGAAGGAAACAUUUGGAUCAACAUGUCAUGGCGCCGGGCGAGCUCUCUCAAGGGCAAAAUCAAGACGGAAUCUCGAUUAUACUGACGUUCUCAUGGCAUUAGAACAGAAAGGAAUUUCAAUUAGAGUCGCUUCCCCAAAGUUAGUUAUGGAAGAAGCGCCAGAAUCUUAUAAAAAUGUAACUGAUGUCGUCGAUACAUGCCAUGCUGCAGGAAUUAGCAAUAAAGCGAUUAAGCUCAGACCUAUCGCUGUCAUCAAAGGUUAAAAAAAUAAAUGGACAACGAUAUAAUGAAUCUGACAUUCAAACUAUACUCAAAAGUGAUAUAAUUACUAACAAACUAUAAAAAACAGAAGCGUUGUACAUAAUAAACAUUAUGUAUUUUAUUAUUGUUUCUA